AUGAGAAAUCGCGACUUGACUGGGAAUCCGUAUAAGUCAGGGAUUGGCAAGACACGACCAGCUGUUCCCGGGGACAAGGCUGAACUCAGGACAACAGCUGUCCGCACAUACUACAAACUCAUCUCGCCGACUUUUAUCAACUUUAUGCGCAUUGACUCGUAUACUUUGGUCGAUUCAGGGGCACGAUACUCCAUCGGUCGAUGUGCAUCGAUUACAUGGUUCCGAGAUGAAUCGCUUUCCUCAGGUCGCUGCAAGACGAUCAGUAUCCUAAAAGGGACUACCGACCGGAGAAGCAGGGCCCAAACCACGCCAAUUGCUUCCUUGACCCCUAAACCCGGAGAGAUGUGGACCUUUGUCUUUGAGACAGCAGGGGGCGGGACCCAUCGGCAGCCAUCAUGGACAACGCUAAAACUGAAUACCAGCAGGGGAAGCCAAUCGACUCAGCUCUCUGAGCUCAUGACGCUGUGGGUGUUCAACUGCCGCGAUCUGCUGGCGCGUUGCAACGUGUGCACUUACGAUGCGUUUGAGGAAACUCGUUACCGGUGUCCGUCUGUCCCAUCCCAUAAUGGUCACGUUUAUGAAACUUUCUGA
Molecule: messenger RNA, 591 nt
Organism: Fusarium venenatum
Lineage: Eukaryota; Fungi; Ascomycota; Sordariomycetes; Hypocreales; Nectriaceae
Source: RefSeq, a predicted model, not a curated record